CGUCCAGGGUCGCUUCAGCGGCGCCGCGCCCUGCGGCUGAGGAGCGCGGCGAGCCCUCCUUGCCCCCGCGCGAAAUGGGCGACGGCUUCUCCUUGCCGCGGGGCUGGGAGCCAUCCUUCCUUCCCCUCAGGCGCAAGAUGGAGAAGAGGUUUAGGGCUGACGGUGUGAAAGCGGUGCUUUUUGCAAACCCCCAGACUCGCUGGAGGAGCCUUGAUCCUGCUGCCUCUCCCCUGGGGCAGGUGGAGGUGGGCCCGGGCCCGCCCCGCAGCCCCUGAGGGGACCUGGGGCCACACAGCUCCCGAGGUAACACAGCACCGAGGCUCAAUCUCGUGAGAUUGACCCAAAAUGAGGGGCCUGAGGCAGCCGAAGGUUUUAAACCUGGCAUUAGUUCGGGGUACAGCUGCUAUGGGCCAUAGUGGAUCUGGAUAUAAGAAGGAAAGCCUUAAAAUGCUGCCAUUUGCAUGUUGGUGUCCUCAAGCGGAGCUCAGCCGCACCUAAAAUUUGAAGUACAUCUAGGUGAAUCUCUCAAAAUUGUCAUUAAAUAAUACUCCGCAGCUUCUGAAAAUGACAAUUACAUCUACAAACAAUGUGCCUGAUUCCUGAUCCUCCAUAAAUGGCCUUUGGAAGAAGAUUCCCAAAGAAAGUGACUUCUCAGAAGCUGUUUGGAAAUAAGGAGCUCAGCAGAGGAGAGAGAGUGCACGUAUGAAGAUGAAAGAGUGGUGCAACAGCAAGAGCUUGCUAUCACAGAGGAACAGGAGUGAGCUGUUCUGCAAGGGAAAGUGAGAAGGUAGGAGCAGUGUCCUCACCAACAAAGAUGACAAUCCUGCAGCAUCUGAACAAGGUUGGCAGAGGAGGUCUGGUGAUCAUAAGACAAGCCAUAAUCAAGGAGUUCUCUGGCUCGUGGUGGGCAUCUAGCAUGCAUAACCCUUUUCUGUGGAGCUGCCAAAGAGGGAACUCACAGGAGCUGAAAUCAAGCCUUAGGAGCAGCAGUGUUUAGUGCAGCCACUGGUAGAACACAGUGUGCUGUGCCACCAAGAGUUUGGUGGUAUCCUAUUCUGUUUUGUUGCCUCCUUGAAAAGAAAGUACUUAAUCUCAAAACAUACAUCUGCACUUCAAAUAUGGGAAGAAGCAUACAUACUUCAGGAUCUCAGGGGAGAACAAAUCUACAAACUCUCUAAAUGAAAACUGAUCAAAAUGCCAAUAUGCGUCUUAAGACUGAUAUCAGAAUGGAGACCUGUAUCUCCAGGUACAGACCCUCUGAAGGCAGUCACAUCAGAUGUUCCUACUUCACCUUAAUGCUUGUUCAGCUGUUUUCCUUGGACAUCUCCAUUUAAAUCUGGCAGAUGUUUCAAGGCUAACAGCAGUACUGUGACAGCAGGACAAGUUUGCUACUUUUUGUCAAAUGACAGAAAAUGGAGAGAAAGAUCAAGACCUUAUACUGGAUGCGUUUUACUUUCAAGGUGAGAGAAUGAGAGCAGAUCAAGAUCAGACCGGGGGAUGGAGUGCAGUAUGAGCUCUCUGGGCUUUUCUGCUGUGUUUACCUAAGGCCACCUCCCUCUUGAGGUUUAAGGUUUGAUUUCUGGGCCUAAAUGCUUUCAGACAGGAAGAUGUAUUCAAUAUUGAACAGGCAUCAGAAAAAGAGUGGGUUCAAGCUGCUUCCCGUGGUGAUCAUAGGGAAUGGACCUUCAGGAAUCUGUCUCUCAUAUUUGCUGUCAGGCUACACCCCUUACUUCAAAAGAGAGUCUCUUCAUCCUCAUCCUAUUCUUCAGAAGAAACUAGAAGAGGCUCCAGAUGUCUCCAUUUUGGACCAGGAUUUGGAGUAUCUGUCUGAAGGUUUGGAGGGACGAUCCCACAGCCCCAUGUCUCUUCUGUUUGAUACUCUUCUGCGUCCAGACACAGACUUUGGUGGAACAGCAGAAUCUGUCCUCACUUGGUGGCACGAGACUGACAGAGCCAUUCCUCACCUGGUCCUUGGCAGAAACCCUCCUGGAGGUGCCUGGCAUUCUAUUGAGGGCUCUAUGGUUACUCUGAGCAGAGGGGAAUGGAUGGGACUCCCGGAUCUCCAGUUCAAAGACUGGCUAAGGCAAAAGAAAAGAGGCCUUAGAAACAACAGAGCCACAGCAGAAGACAUUGCUCAAUACUACCAACACUAUGUGAUGAAGAAAGGGCUGCAGAAGAACUUUAGAUGUGGGACUGUUGUAACCUCUGUGAGGAAAGUGAGUGCAGAGGGCAUCUCCAACCACAUGCAGGAAGAUCUGCAGAAGAGCGACUCCCUCUGGAACUUCACUGAGGAGGGUAUGGAGGUCUUUCAGGUGGAUGGAUUUGUCAAAACUGUCCAAGGUGACAAGGAGCCCUUCUCUAUCUAUGCAGAAAAUGUAGUCUUGGCUACUGGAACAUACGAUAGUCCCACUUGGCUGGGGGUCAAGGGAGAGAACCUUUCCUAUGUCCAUCACCAGCUCUCUGCCCUAGAGGAAGCAGUGAAGAACAACAGUAUUGGUAUCACGUCAGACCCAGUCUUGAUUGUAGGUGCUGGUUUGACAGCUGCUGAUGCAAUUCUCUUUGCUCACCACUGCAAUAUUCCAGUAAUUCAUGUUUUCCGGAGGCGAGUCAGUGAUCCAGGUCUUAUUUUUAACCAGCUACCCAAAAUGAUGUAUCCUGAAUACCACAAAGUCCAUCAGAUGAUGAAAGAACAGUCAGCUGCUUGUGCUGGGCCAUAUGAGUGUUACGUUAGCCUACCUGAACAUCAUGUACUAUCUUUUGGCAAGGACAAGAAAUGCAUCUUUCAAGACAAGAAUGGCUACCAGAAAGCUUACAAAAUUUCCAUGGCUCUUGUUCUAACUGGUUCAAAUCCCAACCUCUCAUUUCUGCCAAAUAAUGGCAUUUAUUUGGCAAUGGACAGUGACCAACCAGUCAAUCCCAAGAGGAAUCCCAUAGAUGUUGACCCAUUCACCUAUGAAUGCACUCAGGAGAAAGGGCUUUAUGCCCUGGGACCUCUAGCUGGAGAUAACUUUGUACGCUUUGUGCAGGGAGGGGCUCUGGCUGCUGCCAGCUCUCUCUCAAAGAAAGCAAACAAAAAUCCCCCCUAACAAAAAAGCCCCCCUGUGCUAACAGUGUCUGAAUGGGUUACUACUGUUUUCUUAGAGAAUCUGAUAUGUACAUCCUCAAAUGUGAAGCCCACUCCUGGUAUUCUCCAAGGUUCUGUGGAGAGUUACUGAGUUAUUCGGGAAGAUUAAGUCACCAACUGGAGUGGGUUUCACUCAUGGCAGUACCUUUAGUCCAUGGGGAUUCAGCUCCUUUCCUGCACAGCUGUGCGUGGAGGCAGCAGGGGCAUUGAAUCUUGUGCCUGGAGAGGCGGGGGGCAAGCUAGUGAUUGCUCUUCUAUGUUGACACCUUCCAGGUUGCUGAAAAUUGAAUUGGGAAACAAUCAAAGUCAAUUAUUUCCAGCCAGCCUGCUGACAGCCCUGAGUCUGUCAGUCUUACAGUGUUUGUGAUGAAACAAAGCAAGCCAAUCUGUUUCUGGUUGCUCCUGUGGCUCAGCUAUAUGUUCUUAUUAGACCAGAAUUCACUGAAAGAAGUGGUAUUCUGCAAAUAAACUGGCACAGAAACAGCGUCAAAACUGUAUUAUCUCACUGACAACACCAGCAACAUGUAAUAUCUAAUAUCUUUUUAUUCAAAAAAUUUCUGUGAUUUUUUUUUUCCCUUUGGGGAAGUGAUGGUACUGACUCACAAAAAUCUGGUUUGCCAUCUUGCAGCUUUUUACUAACUCCUAAAAUGCGAUGGCCAAAUUCCUGGCAGCUGCUGUAGAGACAGCAGGACUGAAGGGGAGCUACUGCUCUGUCCUGAAGUUCUGCUGAGGUCCUGUGUGGGGCUUCUGCUGCACAGAGGAUUUCAGAGAGAAGCAAUAAGUUGUGUACUGUCGUGUGAAUUUCUAAUGUAAUGUCAUCUUCUAAUAAUGUUGUGUAUUAAGGGGAAAUGGCACAGUCACUUUCUGAUGGUUUAUGGUAAAUAGUAUGAUUUUUAUACUGAUUUUUCUAAAAAAAAAAUUUCUAGCAAAGCAUCUUCCUACAGGCUUUCAGUCAGUGUUUUGAAUGAGCUGGGAUGGGUGGAAAUGGUGCCUUAUGUUGCCAACAGCAUUCUCAACAGACCUACAAGGCCUUGUGUACCUCUCCUAGGAGUUACAGCUAAUCUUAUUCAAUGUAAAGACACUCUGCUCCUUGUGUUGUACUGAAACUUGCUGAUGUGACAGGAUGCUGCACAUAUCUCUGGAAAGCUGUGUAUGUGGCUGUUCUUAAAAGAAUCCUCUUCAAAUUGUGCAGGGAGAUGUGUAAGGAGCUUGUCUGCAGUGUUGCUGUAUCACUCCUGAAUGUCGUUACCACUGACUUGUAUGAAAUGUUUUUCAAUAAAGUGAUUUCAGACUUA
This is a messenger RNA of Cygnus atratus (black swan), 4419 nucleotides long. RefSeq names its product oxidative stress induced growth inhibitor 1 (gene OSGIN1). The record is from RefSeq and is a predicted model, not a curated record. Lineage: Eukaryota; Metazoa; Chordata; Aves; Anseriformes; Anatidae. Bases 1590 to 3086 code for a protein of 498 amino acids. The transcript has 14 exons.